UAGCUUAUCAUGAUAUAUAUAUUUUGUCAUGUUAACUUAUGUGAUUAACUAUAACCAGCUUUAAUUAAUCAUAGAUAAUUAGAUUAAAUAAAUGAUUUAAUUUAAUUCAUAAGUUUACGAGUAACGACUAACAAGUCGCCGCUCAUGAAGUCAUAACUGAGUGACUAUGUCUGGCAAAAACGAUUAAAAUAUUUAUAAUAUAUACAUUCAACUUUGCAAAAAAUUAUUUUUUGACAUAUCAAGAAUUUUCUUGUUUACAAUGUACGACUACGAAUAUGGCGAUCUGUGUUUUGAUGAAGAUAAAAUGGGUAUGAAAGUGACUUCUGGUGUUGUAACAAUUAAUAAGGACCCAACAACCAACCUUAUAGGAAUAACAAUAGGUGGAGGACCACCUCACUGCCCUUGUAUAUAUGUUAUACAGGUAUCUGACAAUUCACCGGCUGCAUUAGAUGGUACACUUGAAAGCGGUGAUGAGCUUUUAGCUAUUAAUAAUGAAUGUGUACGUGGACAUACCAAGCUACAAGUAGCAAAAAUGAUACAAUCAAGUGUUGACCGAGUUAUUUUAAAAUACAACAAAUUACAUGCUGAUGCCCGUCAAGGUAAAACUUUGGAUAUUGUAUUAAAAAAAGUUAAACAUAGACUAGUUGAACGUAUGUCUGCUACUACUGCUGAUUCUUUGGGUAUGUCUCGUGCUAUACUGGUCAAUGAUAGUCUUGUUAAACGUUUGCAACAGCUGGAUGACAUGGAACAAUCAUAUCGUCACUUGGUUGAUCAUACAGAACGCGUGCUUCGUGCGUUUUAUGCUUUGACUCAAUGUUUUAAAGAGUUUGGGGACACAUUUGCAGAAAUAGGUGCUAGAGAACCACAGCCUAGAGCUAGUGAAGCUUUAGUGCGCUUUGCUGAAUAUCACAGACGAAUGGAGCGUCAAGGCCUUAUGUUAAUCAAAGCUCUAAAACCUAUAUCUAGGUCAUUUGGCACAUACCUGAAUAAAGCUAUUCCAGACACCAAGCAAACAAUACGCAAGUACGCUGAUGUGAAAUUUGAAUACUUAUCUUACUGCUUAAAAGUUAAAGAGUUAGAUGAUGAAGAGAUAACAUAUUGUUCAGCUGAUGAACCUUUAUAUCGCAUUGAAACAGGAAAUUAUGAAUACAGGCUUGUACUGAGAUGCCGACAGUUGGCAAGAAAACGAUUUGCUGCUCUUAGAGAAGAUGUUUUGGCCAAAAUUGAACUAUUAGAAAAUAAACAUGUGCAUGACGUUGUAGGUCAAUUGCAUGCAAUUGCUUCACAUAUGGCUAGUUACAAUCGUGAAAUAAGUUGGAUGAUGCUAGGAGGUAACAAUGUUAGUGAACCACCACUCUUUCCUAUUGAGAUGGAUUUGACAUGUACUGCAUUUCAAUAUAAAUCUGUCCAACCAGUUAGUGAACAUAACCAAGACGAUUUUAAUGAUGAAAGUAUACACAAUCAAGUUGACAAUCCAAGAGUGUACAGAGAUGAGCCACCACUACUUAAAAAUAAUGAUUCUGUUUCUGCUUUGACAGAAUUAUCUCAACUAUGUUUGGGUACAGAUGACACAGAUAUUGAAAAUCAUACAUCAUCUUCUCCGUUGCUUUUAGACUUAAAAUAAUUUUCUUUUAAUAUAUUAGAAGAAUAUUAUAUUUUUAUCUAUUAAUCAUUCCUACUCAUUUGUAUGCAUAAAAUACGCUUUGUACUAGUCACUUAUAAUAUAUACAAUUAUCACGCCUAUCUUAUUAAAUAAAAAAAAGAAAUACUAAA
Rhopalosiphum padi (bird cherry-oat aphid) is the source of this 1773-nucleotide messenger RNA. It is a transcript of the gene PICK1, whose product is annotated as PRKCA-binding protein. Gene Ontology annotation, molecular function: protein domain specific binding; protein kinase C binding; phospholipid binding. NCBI's taxonomy places the organism in Eukaryota, Metazoa, Arthropoda, Insecta, Hemiptera, Aphididae. The transcript is spliced from 9 exons. Gene Ontology annotation, cellular component: postsynaptic early endosome; trans-Golgi network membrane; synaptic vesicle. Gene Ontology annotation, biological process: receptor clustering; intracellular protein transport; dendritic spine maintenance. Bases 260 to 1624 code for a protein of 454 amino acids. The record is from RefSeq and is a predicted model, not a curated record.